Messenger RNA from Selaginella moellendorffii, 1879 nucleotides. RefSeq names its product protein starmaker-like. The coding region runs from base 340 to 1788 and encodes 482 amino acids. Lineage: Eukaryota; Viridiplantae; Streptophyta; Lycopodiopsida; Selaginellales; Selaginellaceae. The transcript has 6 exons. The record is from RefSeq and is a predicted model, not a curated record.
AUGCUAGCUGCUCACUCAAAGAUCUCUGGCUUGCGCUCGUCCUCUUUGCCACUUUUUUCUUCUUUGGUGCAAAGGAAAAGAAAAGACGACAAAACCACUUUGUUAAAACUCUUGUCAGCGCAAGUUGGUGGCGAGCGCUCUUUUGAGCCGAGGAUUGUCAGUGAUGGCGACGUAAGGUCUUCCUGCGACUAGUGCGUUGCUUCCGCAGCGGCAGUGUCCUUUCUUUUCUGCAUGCUCAACUCUCGGACGCUCAAAGUUUUCCAACUCCUUUCUUUUCCAGGCAAGUGAUCUUCGGUUUUGGAGAUAUGAGUCUACGUGCUGCUUGAGCGCUUCGAAAGGAUGAUAGAAAUAGAGCCGGCUGCACCGAGUCGGCUCACUCCCAUUGGAAAUAUCUAUCGAUCCACUUACAGAAGGACGAGCUCGAGCAACGAUGUUUCUAGAUCGGACAAGCGCAAGGCCACUGAGUCCCGACUUUCAGGUGAAAUGCAGCGUAGCGUCAGCUUGGAUCCCUCGCCAUCUCGCAGGAAGUCGAGCCCCUCCAGGAGCGACGAUGUUUCUACUAUGACCAUUGAGUUCCUUAGAGCUCGGCUUUUGGCGGAGCGCUCGACAGCAAAAUCAGCCAAGCUGAGGAUAGAAGAGCUCGAAAACAAGGUCUUACAACUAGAGCGCAGCCUGGAACUAGAGAUUGAGAAGCGGAAGCAUGCCGAGGCGGCAUUGCAGGAAUCGCUGGAGAAAAUGCUCGACUCCUCGAGUGCAAGUGGCGGGACAAGCACUGACUCCGAGCUUGAGUCAUUUAGCAGAGCAGCGGAUGAUGACGACGGCAAGUACUCGGACUCGUACUUGGAGUUAGAAGAUACGAGUGGUGUGCUGAAUGGCGAUGGUGCCAAGUUCUCCACAGAAGAUAGACCGCCAGCUGCAUGCGAAGGGAACGACGACGACGAAGAAGAACAACAACAACAACAACAAAGAGGAGGAGGAGAAGAAGAGGAAGGCACUGUGGAGGAAUUUUCAUCGGCAGUGGAGCCAAGUUCGCCGAAGACGUUAGAGACUCAUCACAACAUACACUCGGACUCGGACUGGGCUACGGACAACGAGACUGAUGUCAAGCAGCGGAGCUUGUCAACCGCGGCUGCUCAAGGUGACACUGAGUUUGACAGUGAUAGCGAUGGAUUUAGUAUCUCGUUGCCGAGCCAGCUACACUUGGGACAACUGGAACUCCCGGGGAAGAUUGGAAGGUCUCUCCGCUCGUUGAGCACGCCAAGGACUGGAAACGAAUGGAUGCGCCAUGUUGCUGACAUGCUCGAAAAGGAAGACACAGAAAACGUUGAUCAGGCUCCACAGUUUCAGGCUUGUAACCAUACACAAGGCGAAGACGAUCACGAUUCUACUAGCCCCGGUGUCUCUUAUGUAAGCUUUUCCAAGUACCUGGGCGUGGCCAACAUAAUCGAGAACGAAACAACGUCAAAGGUUGCAGCAGAAGACGAGGCAACCUCACUCCAGGCGAGCCAAGGCAAAGACACGCAAGCUCAAGAACAAGUGAAUCCAGGAGACACUGGCAACGAACCUGGUCUGGUUGCAAUGCAACCGGAGACAACGAGCUCCACUAAAGCGAGCGAAAACCCGGCGACAAGCAAGCUCUCGAGCAUCAGCCUACGAGACAAAGUUUUCAACAGCGAGGAGGAGCGAGUGGAUGAGAUAUUUCGCGCAUUGCGAGCUGCCAAGGCACAACUCAGGAUUUCAAUCCAGCGAAGACAGGUGAUAGAGAAGCAGCUCUUCAGUUCUAGCUAGGCUAAGACUUUUGCGGAUGAGAAAGAAAGCUAGUACUUCUCUUGUGAAUACACACUAUAAGGGUGAAAGGUUUGAUAUCCUAUAGUAGAAA